This is a messenger RNA of Podospora pseudopauciseta, 3241 nucleotides long. RefSeq lists its product as uncharacterized. Gene Ontology annotation, molecular function: protein dimerization activity. NCBI's taxonomy places the organism in Eukaryota, Fungi, Ascomycota, Sordariomycetes, Sordariales, Podosporaceae. The record is from RefSeq and is a predicted model, not a curated record.
GUCCUACACGAUCGGCUCCUCCAAGUUUCCCACCACCAAGGAACGAGCAUAUCAGCGUUGCACAGGACGCUUGGCUAUGCUGCGAGUCCACGUUUAUCAAGGUCCGGCAGCCAUUAUGGCCGUCCCGACUGGUUCUAUGCCAUGCAAAAGCAACGAAGAUUGCAGCCUUCCCAGGCAGGGAGCUCAUAAACUUCCCCAGGAGCGGCUUAGGCCAAUGGUGAUGUAGGAUCCAAGACUACAUUGCAGUCUGUCAUACUCGAACUAAGGCCAGUCUGGCUAGCCAUUGUCACCUCCCGUCUGCGGGCUCUGCCGCCGAAACCGCCGCCGAGUAGGGGGCCACUGCCGUUCCGGCUCGAGGUUGGGGGACAAAAAGAGAAACACCGCCCCGAGAACAUAUCGAAAGGCACUAGCGAGCUUGACCGUCAUGCAGCACAUGCAAAGAUCGACAUGUUGAAUGGGGCGGCUACUCAGCAGGAGCGGCACAGCAGGUGACAGGUAUGCCAGAUGUGAUUUGCCUCGAGAUAUGCCAAGGGCUCAGGGACAUCUCUGGGGUUUCGCUACCUCAUCUUGCAGAUGUCGCCGACCAGUUGCAGCCUUGGAUCACAGAGCCAGGGAGGUACGGAAUGCCCUGCAAGUCGACGGCUCUCCUCACAACCUAAUCCAGCUGUGCUCGCCUACGGGUGUGGCCCCCUCAAGCGGAAUCUAAGCAUCUUGGUGCAGUAGCUCAUGCCGACACCCCCUGUCAAGGACGAGGAGGCAAUGUCCAUGUACCAGGAACACAAUAGGAAAGAGGCGCUGUGCCUGGGGCUGGCUGUGCGGAACCAUCUCGGUCGCUGGACUGCGCGGUAUAUAAUACUACCGCUGGACCCAACAGCAUCAAAAGGAGACACCCGAUCAGCCCUCCCAUGCAUCGGCUUUCCGUUGGUGAGCACCACCUCUCGACUAAGCACCCCGGCCAUUUCACACGGGCAGGCAGCACACUCUCUGUGCCAUCCAAACACCUAGCGGCUUGGUGCGGGAUUCAUCGAAGCCUCCCUUGUCCUGAACUUUGGGCGACAGCGCGGGACACCCACAGCGCCUGGUCAGCCGCUGAUUUCCUCCAUACGACAGCGGGAUCCAAUACUCGGUCCCUCGGCCGCUUCCCGCAUGAUACCACCCGGAGUGGCGGAGGCUGUUCACCGGUUGGCUCUUGGGAGACCUUGUUUCCCAAGCUACUGGUCUCAGUAGCAUCGGAGCCUGCAGCAUUCAUGCCACAAGUCUGAAAGCAGUUGACACUCUCGCCUACUAGGGCAGGAAUAGGAGAAUUGCCCAGCACACGGGACAAAGCCUGCGAAAGACAGCUACUCGGUGCAUCCGAUACUUCGGCGACAGCUUUGUAGACGGCUCUGGGGAGCAAUCCAGCUUGAGACGCGGCCAAAGAAACAUAUAUAACACAGCAGGCACUGGACUGGGGUUUGCUGAAAUGAGUUCCCAUCGAGAUCCCAGAUUCACUCAAAACAAGCCCCGACAGAAUCAUCUACAUGCACCGACAAACCAGGGCAUGACACAACAUAAUAGCGAAGCCUUCUUCAUCGAUUACACCCCUGGUAACCCCGAGCACCUAGUUGCCGGCGGCUAUCAGUCAACGUUCGGGGCCGGGGGCCUAGCCCGGCUUGGCCCGGAGUAUCACCCCACAAACACGCCAUCGGCCGCUAGCUCCUCAGCGUUUGGCCAACCGGACUAUUCCUUCGCAACGGCCGGUAGCACCACCCUUUCUACGGCACGUGUCCGGUCACGAGAGCACCCCAACGUCUUCCCCCUGAAUACCAGCCAGCCGGCUUUUCCACCUGCUGCGACUCUGGUUGACUGGCGACUAUCACCUUAUACGACUGAUGCCGUCUCUCCUAAUGUUCCGGUCUCGAUUGCGGCACACUCGCUUUCCACCACCGCUGGGGUGAUUGGGUAUGCAUCACAGCCGAAUGUGACCGAUCCGUACAUGGGCGAUUAUGUAUCGCCCACCGCUCCUCUUCCUCCUCCGCAGCAGCCAGGCUUUGACUUUCAGCCGUGGCCAGCCGCCGUUGACGAUGGCACCAUGAGCCUCGGUACAGCAUCGCCGAGCUCGCUCAUGUCACCUGUGAUGCAGAGCUACGAGAUGGUUGCCAGCCCGACGGGAUCUGGAAUUGAUGAGUCGAGCAUGGGGAUGUAUGGAGGUGCGUCGGUGGAAAACUGGCAGUUGCCACCGCAACCGCCGUCUAGAACCGACAGCAUGGAGAUGGGAACCAGCAGCCCAGGCGGUGGUGGAAAGCGGGCGAAACAGUACGCCGAGCAGAGCGGCGCAUCACCGGUUACUGCAGCACCUAAGUCUGGUGCCGGUAACAGCACCACCACCGCUGCAAAGACGAAGCUACGCAGCGCCUCGAGAACGUCGAAGAAUAUGCAAACUCGUACCGAGGAAACCCCUCAGGAGCGCAAGUCUAGGAACUCGCACAAUCUGGUUGAGAAGCAGUAUCGGAACAGGCUGAACAUGCAGUUUGAGAUAUUGAUGAACACGCUCCCUGAAUCGAUGCGCUCGCCGACCACGACUGCUUCGGGGGCGGAUUCGGAUGUCGGACAGGCUGGUGGUGGUCAGGGGGGGGCCGGGUUGGACUUGGGGGAGAGGAGGUUGAGUAAAGCGCAGGUGUUGGACAUGUCGACGAGGUAUAUACGGUCGUUGGAGAAGGAGAGGGAGAAGCUGGAGAGGGAGAGGGAGGAGCUGCUGUUGGGGAUGGCCAAGAUGAGGGAGGCGUAUGAGAAGGACGGGACGUCUGGGCCCGGUUCGGGGACGGGAGGUGGGAAGGGGAAGGGUGCUGCUGGUUAAUGAUGGUCUGGGGCAGAUGUGGUGGUACAUGAAAGAAAAAAAGUAAUGAUUUACGAUAUACACGACAAGUUUUAAAAGUUAAAAGAGGAAGAAGGGCGGGGGGGGACAUUCUACCUGCCUACCUGCCGUCUUUUGUGCACCCGUCGUGGUGUGGUAGUGGUGGACGGAGUAGGAAGGUCGCACAUAGAUGUGAUGUGUACACAUUUGGAGGGAUGGGCCUCCCUCCUUAUUUGCAUAAUAUAUCUUGACGAUUUGACGACCAACUUUGAGACUGGGUAUUUUUGUGGUUGAAUUUCCAGCCAGCCAGCCAGCCAGCCCAACCGACCAGAGACCAGGUCCCAAGACGCCGCCACAUGAUAAAAUACACCUAGUGGUAUCGCACACGCUUUCUCUUCUCUCUCUCCC